UUUCUCCAUUUACAACACUAACAAUGCAUAGGCCUGAGUGAGUCUCAUGUCAUCUGAGCAUAAAAAGACUUGUUUGUAGUUUUUAAUCCCCUUUGCUAGUUAUUUUUGAUCGUUGCCCCUUCACUCAGACUGAUUGGACAUUUUUGAAUGACUCCAUUUCACUGAAUUCAAAUGGUGUCAGCUGUGCAUUAUUUAAAUCACGGUUCACAUAGCAACCCUAGAUUCUAGAAUGUGUAGAUUUCCAGACCUAAGAAACACAACACUUUUUUACACAGAGAAACAUACACACCUUCGCUGACCCAGUUGAUCUUUUUUCCAAAGUGUUGUUGAAAAUGUUGGACCUACUGCUUAUAAACAGUCCCUGUAUGGAUACUACACCCCAGCCUACAGAAGGACCAGGGAAGCCAGUCAUCCUGUGUGAUACUGACUACCUGUGUGAUCAGUGGCUGUCACAUCAUGACCUUGAGAUAGCAACUUUUCCAGGUCCUCUUCUGAGCAAAAAGAUGAAGAAGGAGGACUUGCUUGAUUUUAUCCGGAGAAAGACCCAUGAGUGUCUGAUUAAGGAUGAUAUACCUGACCAACAAGCAGCCUAUGUGUUUUGGCUUAUCAUGGAGAAGUUCUGCACCCAAAAUGGAAAUGUGAUGAUGACGGACAUCACUCCACUCCUCUGGAUGGGCUACAGUGCUUAUAAGAAUAAGCUCGGAGAUCUUGAGACAGAGGAUCACUGGUGCCUUCUUCUCGCUCGUCGCUUAUCCAACUCUAAUGACGCAGAAGAUGAGCUGAGGGAAUCCGUCAUUAAAAUUGGAGACACACUUGCGUCCAGAGGACAAAUAUACCCAGCUCACGUCUGUUAUGUGGUGGCACAGGUUGAGCUGGACUCGUACAAUGACAGAACCAGUUUCACCCUGAUUGGAUCUGGAGGGUAUGUUGUGUUCAUGUGUGUGUGCAUGUGUGGGAUUAUUUUCAUCACUUGUUACUGAUACACUUGUCUCUUUUUAAAUUUUUAUUUGUUUAUUUUUAAUUUUUUGACCAGUUUGCCAUUUGGGAAGUCAGCUAUGAGGGAAGCCUUCGAACGAACUGAAGUGUAUGAGUAUGCCCUCUGGUUGAACUCUGGGUUCACACAGCCAAACUUUCAGAUCUUCAAGCUACUUCACGCCGGAAGGCUAGCUGAUUCUGGACAUUCUGCUCAAGCCCGGAACUACUGCAGGACCAUUGCUACGGCAGUAGCCACCUUCCCCAGCAACAUCACAGUCAUCCUCAUGAGCCGUCUUAUUAGGCUCUCUGAGGAACUGUACAGAGGGAAGGCCAAAGAACCCAACUGGCUGGUAAAUCUUCGCUACCUGUGCCUACACAAGGUGGAACAGAUUCCUGGGAAGGAUUAUAUUAUCCCAGAGCAGCAGGAGGUGUGGGAUGUGGACUCUCAGUCACAGGGUCUCCUGACAGCUGAAAAGUUCACUCUCCAUCUUACUGCCAUGGAGCUGCAGGCUGAGAUGUGGGAUGAAGACUCAGAGUCAGAUGGUUCUCUGAUGCCUGAAACGUCCACCACCUAUGUGAAUACUUCGGAACUCCAGCCUGAGGUCUGGGAUGUGGACAGCGAGGUCCAAGAGAUGCCCACUUUCCAUCCUUCGUGUCUGAAAUUCCUCACUGAACCAGAGGCACAGAGAUUUCUUGCCUUGUACACCAUGGGUGACAUACUGGGGAGUGGAGGCUUUGGCACAGUUUAUGAAGGAACUUGUAAGAAAGAUGGACAACAGGUUGCAAUUAAAUACAUUGCCAAGGAUGCCUCAGAUUUCUACAUCCCCAUUCCUGGCGAGUCCUGCAAGCUCCUUCUAGAGGUGGCUUUAAUGCAAAUUGUAUCAAAGCCACCUCACAACAAGAACGUUCUGCAGCUCCUGGAUUGGUUCGAUAUGCCCGACUGCUUCCUGUUGGUCCUGGAGAGACCCGUCCCCUGCAUGGACGUGUAUAAUCUGUGUAUGAGUCAGAAAGGCGUACUAGAUGAACCACUGGCCAAAAUCAUCAUGUGGCAGGUGGUCGAGGCUGCCCGCUACUGCCAUAAUCGCGGCGUUUUCCAUCGUGACAUCAAGGCGGAAAACCUUCUUUUCAACACCGACACGAUGGAAGUCAAAUUAAUUGACUUUGGCUGUGGCGAUUUGUGGCAGGACACACCCUACGAGGAAUAUGCAGGAACUCCAGAUUUCUGGCCUCCAGAAUGGAUUCUGCAACAGGAGUAUAACGCCUACCCCGCUACUGUCUGGAGUCUCGGUAUACUCCUCUUUAGUAUAGUCUGUGGAGAAAUGCCCUUCAUGACUGACGAGGAAGUUGUUGCCGGGACCCUGCAUUUCAAGCCUGGCCUGUCUAAAGCCUGCCACCAUCUGAUCGAGUGGUGCUUGGAACAGGACCCUAACAAACGGCCAAGCCUCCAGCAGAUCAGCGAACACGAGUGGUUCACAGAAGACCUUUAAGACCGGGUUCAGACCCUGUAUAGAUGGCAUUGAAUCAUGAAACAACAACUAAUUUAUAUUGCCUGAGAAUAAAUUAAGAUCAGUGUACCCGACUGGCUGCUGUUUGCUUUUAUUCAUUUUUAUCAUCUUGAUGAUCUUCUGCUUGGAGCUUUCUGCAGUUAUAACUCACUUUCUGCUGCUGUGGAUGGACACACAUGGAUAGCUUAAAGAUUUGCACUUCCCAACAACAGUUUAUGCCACUUCUCACUGUUGCUUCAAUAGAUAAUCUCAUAUGGAUAAUGUAGACU
Messenger RNA from Ictalurus furcatus (blue catfish), 2749 nucleotides. RefSeq names its product serine/threonine-protein kinase pim-1-like. The transcript has 17 exons. Gene Ontology annotation, cellular component: cytoplasm. The record is from RefSeq and is a predicted model, not a curated record. Bases 1056 to 2462 code for a protein of 468 amino acids. NCBI's taxonomy places the organism in Eukaryota, Metazoa, Chordata, Actinopteri, Siluriformes, Ictaluridae. Gene Ontology annotation, molecular function: protein serine/threonine kinase activity; ATP binding. Gene Ontology annotation, biological process: protein autophosphorylation; regulation of mitotic cell cycle; negative regulation of apoptotic process.